AUGGGGCGAAGAGCCUGGACUCUGCAGUGCACUGCUUUCACUCUCUUUUGCGCUUGGUGUGCAAUGAACAGUGUAAAAGCGAAGAGGCAGUUUGUGAAUGAAUGGGCGGCGGAGAUCCCCGGGGGACCUGAGGCAGCCUCGGCGAUAGCCCAGGAGCUAGGCUAUGACCUUUUGGGUCAGAUUGGAUCCCUUGAAAAUCACUACUUAUUCAAACACAGAAACCAUCCUCAGAGGUCUCGAAGGAGUGCCCUUCACAUCACUAAGAGAUUGUCCGAUGAUGAUCGUGUGAUAUGGGCAGAACAACAGUAUGAAAAAGAAAGAAGUAAACGUUCAGUUCUAAGAGACUCAGCACUAGAUCUCUUCAACGAUCCGAUGUGGAAUCAGCAGUGGUACUUGCAAGAUACAAGGAUGACUGCAACCCUGCCCAAGCUGGAUCUCCAUGUGAUACCUGUUUGGCAAAAAGGCAUCACAGGCAAAGGCGUUGUUAUCACUGUACUGGAUGAUGGUUUGGAGUGGAACCACACAGACAUCUAUGCCAACUAUGAUCCGGAGGCCAGCUAUGAUUUUAACGAUAAUGACCAUGAUCCAUUUCCCCGAUAUGAUCCCACAAAUGAGAACAAACAUGGGACCAGAUGUGCAGGAGAAAUUGCGAUGCAAGCAAAUAAUCACAAGUGUGGGGUCGGAGUUGCAUACAAUUCCAAAGUUGGAGGCAUAAGAAUGCUAGAUGGCAUAGUGACCGAUGCUAUUGAAGCCAGCUCAAUUGGAUUUAAUCCUGGGCAUGUGGAUAUUUACAGUGCGAGCUGGGGCCCUAAUGAUGAUGGGAAAACUGUGGAGGGGCCUGGCCGACUGGCCCAGAAGGCUUUUGAAUAUGGUGUCAAACAGGGCAGACAAGGAAAGGGCUCUAUCUUCGUCUGGGCCUCUGGGAACGGGGGGCGUCAGGGAGACAACUGUGACUGCGAUGGGUACACGGACAGCAUCUACACCAUCUCCAUCAGCAGUGCCUCGCAGCAAGGCCUAUCCCCCUGGUACGCAGAGAAGUGCUCCUCCACGCUGGCCACCUCGUACAGCAGCGGGGACUACACUGACCAGCGAAUUACAAGCGCUGACCUGCACAACGACUGCACGGAGACCCACACGGGCACCUCAGCCUCUGCACCCCUGGCCGCGGGCAUCUUCGCUCUAGCCCUGGAAGCAAAUCCAACUCUCACCUGGCGAGAUAUGCAGCACCUGGUUGUAUGGACCUCUGAGUAUGACCCGCUGGCCAAUAACCCUGGAUGGAAAAAGAACGGAGCAGGCUUGAUGGUGAACAGUCGAUUUGGAUUCGGGCUGCUAAAUGCCAAAGCUCUGGUGGAUUUGGCUGAUCCCAGCACCUGGAGCAGUGUGCCUGAGAAGAAGGAAUGUGUUGUCAAGGACAAUGACUUUGAGCCCAGAGCCCUGAAAGCUAAUGGAGAAGUCAUCAUAGAAAUUCCAACAAGAGCUUGUGAAGGUCAAGAAAAUGCUAUCAAGUCACUGGAACAUGUGCAAUUUGAAGCAACAAUUGAAUAUUCCCGCAGAGGAGACCUUCAUGUCACCCUCACUUCGGCCGCUGGAACCAGCACCGUACUGUUGGCUGAAAGAGAGCGGGACACGUCUCCCAAUGGCUUUAAGAACUGGGACUUCAUGUCUGUUCACACAUGGGGAGAGAAUCCCAUAGGCACUUGGACUUUGAGAAUUACAGACAUGUCUGGAAGAAUGCAAAACGAAGGAAGAAUCGUGAACUGGAAGCUGAUCCUGCACGGGACCUCUUCCCAGCCAGAGCACAUGAAAGAGCCCCGGGUGUACACGUCCUAUAACACUGUGCAGAACGACCGAAGAGGGGUGGAGAAGGUGGUGGAUCCCAGGGAGGAGCAGCCUACACAAGAGGGCCUGAAUGAGAACGCUCAGGCAUCCCAAAGCCCCAGCAGCAGUAGAGUCGGGGGCAGAAGGGAUGAGUUGGCAGAGAGUGCCCCUUCUGAGGCCAUGCUGAGACUUCUGCAGAGCGCUUUCAGCAAAAACUCACCCUCAAAGCAAUCACCAAAGAAGCCCCCAAGUGCGAAGCCCAACAUCCCUUACGAAAAUUUCUAUGAAGCCCUGGAAAGGCUGAACAAACCUUCCCAGCUUAAAGACUCUGAGGACAGUCUGUAUAACGACUAUGUUGAUGGCUUCUACAACACGAAACCUUAUAAGCACAGGGACGACCGGCUGCUCCAAGCCCUGGUGGACCUUCUGAGGGAGGAAAAUUAA
This is a messenger RNA of Budorcas taxicolor (takin), 2262 nucleotides long. RefSeq names its product proprotein convertase subtilisin/kexin type 1 (gene PCSK1). The record is from RefSeq and is a predicted model, not a curated record. Gene Ontology annotation, cellular component: trans-Golgi network; Golgi membrane. Lineage: Eukaryota; Metazoa; Chordata; Mammalia; Artiodactyla; Bovidae. The transcript is spliced from 14 exons. Gene Ontology annotation, molecular function: serine-type endopeptidase activity. Bases 1 to 2262 code for a protein of 753 amino acids. Gene Ontology annotation, biological process: protein processing.